Molecule: messenger RNA, 939 nt
Organism: Dictyostelium purpureum
Lineage: Eukaryota; Evosea; Eumycetozoa; Dictyosteliales; Dictyosteliaceae
Exons: 1
Molecular function (GO): O-methyltransferase activity
Source: RefSeq, a predicted model, not a curated record
UCAAGUGCUUUUGCAAUUAUAGUUAAAUAUGAUAUUCCCAAACUUAUCGAACAAGGUAAAAACAACUCAUUAGAAUUGGCCAAAGAAUUAGAGUUUGAUGGGCAAUAUUUUUAUCGUAUAUUAAGAUUUUUAUCAAGAGAAGGUUUAUUUAUCGAAAUGGAGGAACCAUACUGCUUUACCAAUUCACCUCUAUCCAAAUUAUUAGUAAAUGAUAAUGGUGCUAUUAAUCACGUUAAAAUGGCAUUAAACCCAAAAAUUAUGGAAUCCUGGUUACAUUUAGAAGAUUCAAUUAAAAGCGGCUCAAGUAAAGCUUUUCAAUCUAUUGGAUAUCCAAAUUUAUGGGCAUUUUCUAGUCAGAACGACGAUUUUAAAACAUGUUUUAUAAAAGCAAUGUCAUUCCAAACCCAAUCAAAUCAUAGUAUCCUUUCAGAAUUCUCAAAUCAGAUGGGUGAAUCUAAAGUUGUAUGUGAUAUAGGCGGAAGCUCUGGUAAAUUGUUAUCUGAUCUCAUACCAUUAUAUCCAUCAAUUGAAAAAGCUAUAAACUUCGAUCUUCCAAUGGCCAUCAAUUCAGAAUUCUCACAAGGAUUUAUCAAAUCGUUAGCACCAGAAAUUAAAUCAAAAUUAGAAUACAAACCAGGCGAUUUCUUUAAGGCAGAAACCAUCCCAGAAAAUGCAGAUCUAUACAUAAUGAAAAGAGUUAUUCAUGAUUGGUCCAAUGAAAAAUCAACAGUUAUUAUUAAUAACGUUUACAGCAAAAUGAAACCAAACACCUACUUGGUACUUUUAGAGGGUAUUUUACCACCAAAGAAUCAACCAGAUUUCCAUGCAAUAUUUGAUAUUUUAAAUUUACAUGUCAUUGGCGGCCAAGAACGUACAACUGAAGAAUGGGAACAAUUAAUAUCAGCAACCAACUUCAAAUCAAUUGAAUCAAUUGAAUCA